AAGGACACGCCCACUUCCGUGUCAAACUUUUGUAUCCUCAGAACUUUAUUACUUCUUUGCCGCACAGCACUGCCGGUUUUAAACACAAAUAAAUAAAUGUGGAGGAUGUCGCUGAGAUUUUAUUACGGAGUUUGUUAAGCGGAGGAGUCAUGCUCCUGCUCUAGGACAAGCCUGGGAAGGAAGCCACAGCUGCCUCAGUAUGUUGGGCUACGGACAUUCUGCCAUGAAGCCGAUGCUAGGUUGUACCUACUCCUGCGUGAGGCGUCUGCACGUCAUAGCGGCACGGAAGCCGAGCACCAGAGCUUGUGAUGUGUUGUGUGCAUCAGGAAGGAACAUACAUAAAAGGAACGUGUUUUCACCAGUGGGAAAGAAGCUCUACUUUGAUACCCACGUAGUGGUUCAAGCCCUGGAGGCCAAAGGAUUCACAACUCAGCAGUCGGAGAUGAUUGUGUCAGCACUACUUAAAAUCAUGAACGCCAAUACGGACCUCAUAUAUCACGACAUGGUUUUCAAAGUACAGCAGGAGAUUAGUCUUCAGCAGGUCAUGUCACACAUAACCUCUGCAAAAAAGGACAUGAUCAUCUUGGAGAAAAGUGAAUUCUCAUCUCUAAGAACAGAAAAUGAGAAAUUAAAGAGUGAGCUAGACCAACUGAAGAAGCAGGUGACUGAUGAAAUUACCAAAGUCCGUGCAAAUAACAAAUUAGACUUUAAUUUGGAGAAAAGCAAAAUGAAAGAAAUGUUUGCAGACAAUGUCCGGAAACUUGUGGAACUUCAAACAGAAAUAGUAGAAAUGCAUUCCCUGGAGGACAGAUCACUGACACAAACAAAACGAAAGAUUGACACCGAAGUAGCAGGAUUGAAGACUAUGUUAGAAUCCCAUAAACUUGACAGCAUUAAAUACCUUGCAGGAUCUGUGUUUACAUGCCUUACAAUAGCUCUGGGUUUUUACCGCUUGUGGAUGUGACAUUCAACGGCACAG
Messenger RNA from Bufo bufo (common toad), 979 nucleotides. RefSeq names its product mitochondrial calcium uniporter regulator 1 (gene MCUR1). Gene Ontology annotation, biological process: calcium import into the mitochondrion; positive regulation of mitochondrial calcium ion concentration. Bases 200 to 964 code for a protein of 254 amino acids. Gene Ontology annotation, cellular component: mitochondrial inner membrane; mitochondrion. The record is from RefSeq and is a predicted model, not a curated record. The transcript is spliced from 9 exons. Lineage: Eukaryota; Metazoa; Chordata; Amphibia; Anura; Bufonidae.